AUGGCACCCCUCAAUGUAUGCAUGAUUGGCACUGGCGAGUACACGACUGGCUUCGUGGGCGGCGGAGCAUCUGGAAGCGACAAAAAGGUCGGCGUGGUCGGGCUGACUCUCUUCGACCUCCGAAGGCGAGGCAAAGUCGGCAAGUUGAGCAUGGUUGGCACGAGCGGCAACAAAUUCCCCGCCAUUCGCGAGCAUCUACGCAAAAACAUCCAGGAGGCAUACAAUGACCUCGAUACUUCUUUCGACUCCUUCCCUGGAAACGAAGAGAGGGAUCCAGAAGCGUACAAGAAGGCUAUUGACGCAUUGAGUCCCGGCGAUGCCAUCACCAUCUUUACUCCAGACAGCACGCAUUACCCCAUCGCCCUGUACGCCAUCCAGCGCGGAAUCCACGUGCUCAUUACCAAGCCCGCCGUCAAGCUUCUCAAAGAACAUCUCCACCUCCUCGCGGAAAGCCGGAAACACAACGUCUUCGUAUACAUCGAACACCACAAACGCUUCGACCCGGCGUACGCAGACGCGCGGAAUCGAGCGGUGAAGGGCAGUCUGGGGGAAUUCAACUACUUCUACAGCUACAUGUCGCAGCCCAAGAGCCAGCUCGAGACCUUCAAAGCGUGGGCGGGCAAGGACAGCGAUAUCUCUUACUACCUGAACAGCCACCACAUCGAUGUCUGCGAGUCGAUGGUGCCGUCGUAUCGCCCCGUGAAAGUAACGGCCAGCGCCUCGACCGGUGUCGCCACGGAUCUGGGCUGUGCGCCAGAGACAGAAGACACCAUCACGCUCCUCGUGGACUGGGAGAAGAAGGACGGGUCCGGGCGAAGGGCAACAGGCGUGUACACCGCAUCCUGGACUGCGCCGCAGAAAGCAGGCGUGCACUCCAACCAGUACUUCCACUAUAUGGCUUCCAAAGGCGAAGUGCGCGUGAACCAGGCCAAGCGAGGGUACGAUGUAACCGAAGAUGAGGGCGGGCUGACGUGGUACAAUCCCUUCUACAUGAAGUACGCGCCGGACGAAGAGGGCAAUUUCGCCGGCCAGGGAGGGUAUGGAUAUGUGAGUUUCGAGAAGUUUGUGGAUGGGUGUCAGGCGUUGAAGGAGGGGAGGGCGACGCUGGACGUCUUGGAUGGAAGAGGGCUGCCGACGCUGGCGAACACGAUUGCUACGUGCGCCAUUCUUGAGGCGGGGCGAGUGAGUUUGGACGAGAAGAGGGCAGUGGAAGUUGUGCUGGCUAAUGGCGAGUGGAGUCUGAAGUAG
Messenger RNA from Neohortaea acidophila, 1248 nucleotides. RefSeq lists its product as uncharacterized. Bases 1 to 1248 code for a protein of 415 amino acids. The transcript has a single exon. Gene Ontology annotation, biological process: NADPH regeneration. The record is from RefSeq and is a predicted model, not a curated record. Gene Ontology annotation, cellular component: cytoplasm. Gene Ontology annotation, molecular function: oxidoreductase activity; nucleotide binding. NCBI's taxonomy places the organism in Eukaryota, Fungi, Ascomycota, Dothideomycetes, Mycosphaerellales, Teratosphaeriaceae.